CGAAGUGGCCCCUGGGGGUCGUAGUCCUUUGCCUUGUGCCCCUCUUCCCAAGUUUCUUUGCUGUUUCCCUGCCCCGGUUGCCGGUCACGAGCCAUGCCCGGGGGUAGAGGCGGGAAGUCGCGCGAGGCCGCGAACCCAGCUGGAGGGGGAGGGGCUGAAUCGGUGACUGAACGGGUCCUGCGAGAGGCCCACUCACUAUAUGUACAUCCGGGUCAUGGUCUGGUGACCAUUGGAUCACGUCUGGGUCUGACCCUGCUGCCUCCGCGACGCAAAGUGACAGUUAUGGUAAUGGGGAACCACAGUGCUGGCAAGAGCAGCUUCAUCAAUUGGUACGUGGAGGAACAUAUUCAACGGACCGGGGUAGCUAUCGAGACUCAAGGGUUCACAUUCAUCACCAGUGGAAGGAAGCGAGAAUCUCUCACGGGUAAUGCGACACUCCAUUUGUACCCCCAUUUCCAGGCCCUGCAGAGCUUCAAAGGGGUGCCGGAGUACCUAAGCACUGAGAUCUGUACCUCCAAACAGAAACAGUUCCCUCUGGUCACCUUCCUUGACACGCCAGGCUUGGUGGACGGUGACAUGAAGUACCCUUUUGAUGUUGAAGCAGCUCUUACCUGGUUUGGCCAGCUCUGUGACCUCAUCCUAGUCUUCUUUGAUCCCAUGGGACAAGCCCUUUGCAAACGCACCCUCAACAUUGUGGAGAAACUCAACGAGGGGCAUGGAGACAAACUGCAUUUCUACCUCAGCAAAGCUGAUGAGGCGGGUGCUGAGGGAGACAGGCAGAGGGUGCUGAUGCAAAUUGUCCAGGAACUCUGCAAGCGCCCAGGCCUCAACAAGUGUGGGUUUGACAUGCCCACAAUCUACAUCCCCCACCCCAACAAACCAAGCCGCUGUGUCAAUCAGAUUGAGGAGAUCUGCCAAACUAUUGAGAAGACAAUCAGCCAGACGGUACAGCACACUCUCAAUGCCCUGGAGCGGGAUUGCCACCUCAUUGACAAGGCCACGUGUGAUCUGCUAGAACUGGACAGCGAGGCUAGAAGCAAUAAUUUCCAUGCCUGGUUUCGGGGAGCCCUUUUGGGGCUGGCUGGCUGCCUGCUACCCUUCUUCCUCCUCAUCACUCUGCUUUUUGGCACAGCAGCUGCUCGCCAGAUGUGGUCCCUGAUCUUGGGAAAGGAGCAGAGCCAGGCACUGGAGCUAUACGUGCGGCCAGUUGCCUCUGCCUGGAGCCUCAUCCCUGAAGACUACACCUUAACCGUGUUCUUCGGCCUUCUCUGUCUCUCGAUCAUCCUCCUUCUGUUGGCCAGCUACGCUUUCCAGACAAAACCCACGCUCUCAAAAAAGCAGAAGCGGCAAGUGGAGGACCGGCAGGAAUACGUAUUGGAUGUGGUGCUGGAGAAAAAGAGCCAGCUCUAUGAGGAAUACCUACGCCAAAGCAUCGGCGAGCAGGACCUGAGCUGAAAACUCCUCCCUAUCUUACCCUGCCCCCAACAGACUGCCAGCCCUAUACCUGUAUCUCACAUUACUGUUCAUCUGCUUAGUCGGUUCAAAGAGCAGCCACUGGUUCUGUGCAGGCAGCACUAUACAGCAGGGGGCCGAUUCGUCUUCCCCCAGCUGUGAUGCCUUCUCACGCAGUUGCCGACUUCCCCCUCUCCUUGUUUUUGACCGGCUAACAGCCCACAUCAUUGUUUUGAACUAUUAUGAUUCAGCAUAGCGGGAUGCCCUGCAUCUGCCAAGACAGCAGCAUACCUGUUCUAUUAACUCUGUCACUUUUCAGUUUUUUCUGAUUGUAUCAGUACUGCUUGACUGCUCUGUACAACCAGUUGGACCACCUGUCCCUCCAUCCAGCUUGUAAAGCUGUGAACGGAAGUCUUAAUGGGACAGCAGUACUCGAUUGUUAUGAGCACCUGGAGCAUCUUCAUCCAACAAGGUGGCAGUACCCGCUUUCCCUCAUCCUGAUUGGUGCUCCCUUUCUUUCGUGGUGUAUCCCCUAUGUACAUUUUGUGGCUGCCGUACUGACCAGCUCUCACAGGCCAGACUUUGAUGCCUUUUCUUUCUGUUAACUGUGAAGUGUUCUCUGUUACUUGGAUUGUAGUAUCCCAGGCCAGUGGACUUCUCUAGAUGUGCUGUGGGAAGUAUCUGCUCCGUCUCUCACACUAACUUGUGCCUUCAACUGAUUACCAGUUCUUGGGUAGAAGGGAAGAUUUUUAGGGCUACUUACUGUCCUCUCUCCCCUAUGCUAUCUUCAGACCUACCUGGGCUUUUAUUUAACGCUGUGAAAUCUCCCUCAACCUAGGUUUUACUAUAAGCUAUAAUUUACCCAGCAUCCUUUGCAGCAUACAGGAACUAACCUCUGGGGCAGGAAGUAGCUUGUGCUGGUGAUAGGGACCCUCUUGGGUGUUCUUAACUAAUAUUUGUUAAUUGUCGGAUACCACCACUGUAUUCUAACUAUCAGUAUCCUAGCACUGGGAAUGGUGCUAUCAGGAAAUGACAUCAUUCCAACUGUUUUAAUAGCUCCCAGUAGUGGGGGCAAGAAAUAUAAAUAGUAGUUAACUGAUCUGCAUUUCUAGGAAUAGAAAGUUUCAUUCUAGAAUCCUUUCUUUCCAGUUCUUGGCCUUAAAACAUUUUUCUCUCAGGUACAACCUAUAAUGAUGGAAUGAAAAGUCUGCUUAAUCUAAUGUCCUCAGUAGCCCUUCUGAUGCCCCAAAAUUGUCCUGUUUGGGCUCUGGUUCAAGUGUGAAACUUAGAUUGCAGUGCUUUCCAAGAACCAAGGGUGCAAGUGACUUUUUUGUAUUCAAAACAUUUUUCUCUGACCGCAUUGCUAACAGGAAACGGCUGUUAUUGGAAGCAGCAAAGAAUCCAUAUGCCAGCCACUGGGGCUGAGCUUCAGAUCACUCAGUUCUGGGAAGCAAGGGGAAGUUAAUGGGAGUGCUGUUGCUGAAUGGCUAAUUUCACUUCUGAUCUUCUUUCCUAAGUCAUUUCCUCAGGGUUGGUAUGAACUGCUGCUACAGUAGAGAUUGGGGUGGGGGUGGGGUAGGAGAUAUGCAGUCUGAAUCCAUUCUGUGGUAGAAGUUACCUUAUGGGUGGUUUGUGUGCAUCCCUGCUGUAUUACUGCCAAUCUGAUGCAAAGUCCCUCUUUUUGAGGUGCCACCAGACAACUGUCUUCCUGAAGUGACUGUAGCUGGGAAUUUUGGGGAGAUGCAUUAGUAGCAUUUAAUAAAGCUCGAUUUAGAACCUUC
Heteronotia binoei (common prickly gecko) is the source of this 3233-nucleotide messenger RNA. RefSeq lists its product as uncharacterized. Gene Ontology annotation, molecular function: GTPase activity. The transcript has 12 exons. NCBI's taxonomy places the organism in Eukaryota, Metazoa, Chordata, Lepidosauria, Squamata, Gekkonidae. Bases 94 to 1455 code for a protein of 453 amino acids. The record is from RefSeq and is a predicted model, not a curated record.